This is a messenger RNA of Dromiciops gliroides (monito del monte), 2197 nucleotides long. RefSeq names its product family with sequence similarity 131 member C (gene FAM131C). NCBI's taxonomy places the organism in Eukaryota, Metazoa, Chordata, Mammalia, Microbiotheria, Microbiotheriidae. The transcript is spliced from 7 exons. The record is from RefSeq and is a predicted model, not a curated record. The coding region runs from base 111 to 983 and encodes 290 amino acids.
AGGAGCCGCGGCCGCGGUGGCGGCGGAGUGGCGCUGCCCGGCCCGGGAGACAUGAGCGGCCAGCCCUGCCCCGGACGGAAGGAGGACGGCCGCCCGCCGCUCGGCCCGUGAUGGGCUCCUGCGUCUCCCGAGAAUUGUUCACAAGUGCCCACAAGGACUGCCCUCUGCCCAGGGACCUAGACUGCCCAGCCCCGGGCCUCCCCUCCAGCUGCCUUCCCCAAGCUGCUCCAGACCAUGCCACCAAUAAGGAAAAACAAAUGGAUUUCUGUUGGGAUCCCUGGCAGAAAUGCUUCCGGACACCCAAUGGCUUCCUGUCUGAGUCCAAGACCUGCUCUAGUAACUACAAUGUGGCCGCCCUAGCCACCUCAUCCCUGGUGGGUGUGGUGCAGAGCAUCAAGGACCAUAUCACGAAGCCCACAGCCAUGGCUCGGGGCCGAGUAGCCCACCUGAUCGAGUGGAAAGGCUGGAGCGCCCAGCAGUCAGGCUGGGACCCAUCACCAGCAGAGGAGGAACACUACAGUUACCUUCCUGAUGAGCUUCGGGAGGCCCGAUUUGCUGCAGGUGUUGCUGAACAGUUUGCCAUCACUGAGGCCACACUGAGUGCUUGGUCCUCAAUAGAAGAUGAGGAGAUGUGCCCUGGAGAGAACUCGCAGGAUGUCAUCCCCCUACAGGACCUGGGCAGCAUCUACCUGCAGGACAACCUCCUGAAUGGGCCAAUCCUGGAUGGCAGCCUUCAGGGCUUCUCCUCCCUCUCCUCAUCGCUCCCCGCCCCUGGCCUGCCUGCCGAGAGUUGGGACUCACCCGAGGAGCCAUCUACGGGGAGACCAUGGCCGCCCAGCCCCGAAAAGCAGGGGCUGCUGCUGCAGGGAGAAGCGGAGGCCGGCGAGGGCCAAACCCCAACAGAGCCCAGGAGCCAGCUCCACGGCUCUCUCCACUAUGUGGACAGCAGCUCCCUGUCGGAGGACGAGGUCUUCUACAACUGAGGCCGGGCCCUAGGCUGGCCCUGGGGUGGGCCCGAGAAGGACACCAGUGGGAGGAAGGAGGAUCGGGGGCCCCUCCUUUCUUCACCAACCCCGUUGACCUCCCUGCCCUGAUGCUCAUACCAUGCCAAGGGGGGCCACCAGGGGCCUGCUUGCCCCUUUCAGCUGUGGCCCAGGAUCGAGGGGCAGCAGAGUUCCCGAUGUCUAGAGUUGAGGGCUGCUCCCCCAUAGUUCACAGGACCCAUGUCUCUCCUUCCUGAAGAGAUGGGCAAGUCAGGCACCAGGUGGGCAUGGGGCCAUGGUGGAGUCAUUAAGACUCCUUAGGAAACCAAUUGGUGCCUCAGUUUACCCCCCUUGUUCAAUGGGAGCCAUAUCCCACCGCCCCUUUCCUUUCUCUUUCAGUUUGGAGAGUAAGGUUGGGCAGAAGCUGGCUCAGGGGUCUUCUGUAUUCCCCAUCAGAGCCUCUGACACUUCUUAGCCCCUCCUUAGGGUCCAAAAGGAUGCUGAGCUCUGUGAUAUCAAGUUGCCCCAAGAAGCCCCCUGCUAUCCCCUUAGUGGUGGCAUGGAGGGCACUUGAAGGUAGCGAGGGAUUUGAGGGGGGUGUCUGAACCCCUAGGUUCCAUUCUCAGUCUCCCCCAACAUCUCACACUUCUACCUAGGGUAAGCUCUCUCUUACCCCUCACUCCCUCUACGCUUCUUCCUGUCUCCCUCCCCCCACCCUCCUAUGAGGUGGUGACUCCCUCCCCUGGCAGCUAAAGGCCCCCCUCCUCUUGUCACUGUGACCGUCUGUCCAUCUUCACACUGUAGCACUUCCUGGACACGCCAGGGAUUGGAUCCCAAAUUAGUGGAGAUCCUCCCCUGACACGUCCCAACAGGACUCCCUUGGUGGACAGUCUUCCCCUCUCUCUCCACCCUAUCCCUCCCUUUCCUUUCCCCCAUGUUCUCUGAAGACAUUAAAGUGGUGGAUUUGCCCAGUAGCUAGCCAGCUUGAUCUCUUCAGAGUGGGUGUGGGGUGGCCAUAAUCCUUGGCUCCCUAGCUCUGUGAGAACCUCCAUGCAGACACCACAGAAACCUAGUUGGGGAGCUAACCUUGGCCAGAGCUGUAGUUUGCUGUGAUAACUGACCAAUGAGGCUAUACUUACUUGUGUGCGAAUUGCACUCUGGGCACUGCCUUCUUAGCCCCAUUUUGGUUUCCCCAGUUGGGGCUGGCAGCAGGA